Pyrenophora tritici-repentis Pt-1C-BFP is the source of this 1608-nucleotide messenger RNA. RefSeq names its product histone-lysine N-methyltransferase. NCBI's taxonomy places the organism in Eukaryota, Fungi, Ascomycota, Dothideomycetes, Pleosporales, Pleosporaceae. The record is from RefSeq and is a predicted model, not a curated record. Gene Ontology annotation, molecular function: histone binding; histone H3K79 methyltransferase activity. Gene Ontology annotation, cellular component: nucleus; nucleosome. Gene Ontology annotation, biological process: DNA damage checkpoint signaling; regulation of transcription regulatory region DNA binding; DNA repair.
AUGUUCGUUCCUGGAAAACCGAAGAUCAAGACGAGAACCGUCCUCGUCAAGAAGGCGCCCGUCCCCGCUCAAAGACCAUCGCCGCAGCCGCGCACACAGUCAAGACCAGCCAACGGCGCCCGCAGUCAUAGUUCAUCAGGGCCUCCAUCAAAUCGCUUUCAGUCGACCCCUCGUUCGCAAACAGGCUCGCGAGAACCCACACGCACGUCAGUAACCGUGUCGCGUGUCGACACCCGUAAGCGCAAGGGAACCGAUACCCCCCAGUGGGCAAGCAGUGACGAGUCCAGCGAUGAGGAGGAUAGCGACCACCUGGGCGUCAAGCGCCGCAAGACACGGCCUGCCAGCAGUAGUACUGAGCCUAUGAGUUUGAACCGCGCCCUCGAACCAGAUCUAAAGCGGCGUAUACGGAUACAAGACCCAGAAAAGAAAGAUGCUGUCAACGGGACAGCAAACGGGGACACCAACGGCACCUCGAAUGGCACACCAGACCAGAUGAUCAAGCUGGCCCAAGAGAACGCCGCGUUCCGGAAGAAGAAGGCUAUAGCCGGCAAGAGUACCUUGAAACACGGUUAUGAGAUGACAAAAGACGAUGGAGCAAAGGCCUAUAAGCCAGCAUUUCCGAGUAGCGACAACAAGUUUGUCAUGGAGCUACAGUAUCCAAGCCCAUCCCGGCCAGAAAAGUUCGAGGCGGUCGCGCGCAAAGAGGUGGAUGAGGAAUACAGUCCGCUAGAAGACAUCUACUUCAGCAUCGAGGAGAUUAUCCAGCACUAUCUCCCGCCAGAUCUCUCCGCAGAGCUAUCGUCUGAUGCGCUCGGCACCGUCCGCCUGCUCAAGCGCGCCGUAACCAAGGAUGACCCCGACCUUUUUAAGCAGGAGCUAGCCAAGUUCAACAAGCUGAUCAAGGACCGAUAUAGCGACGGCACAAUACCCCGCAUUCUCGACGAUAUGCAUGCCAUCCCCCUCAGCCUCGUCAAGCGCAUCACCGCCCAAAGCUACAACCGCAUCGUAUCACCCCAUGCCCACCGCUUACGUAAGGUCGAAGGAAAGGAGACGACGUACGGCGAACUCCUCACCCCCUUUGUCCAUAAGAUCUUCGCCCAAACCGGCCUAAACUCCACGCACACAUUUGUUGAUCUCGGCUCCGGCGUCGGCAACGUCGUCCUGCAGUCGGCCCUGCAGACUGGCGCGGAAAGCUGGGGCAUAGAAAAAAUGAAGCUCGCCGCCUCGCUCGGCUCCCAACAAGCCUCUGAGCUCAAAGCGCGCUCAAAACUCUGGAACAUUGCCCUUGGCCGCAUCGAACUCAUCGAAGGCGACUUCCUUGAAAGCCCCGAGAUAGACGACGUGCUACGUAGAGCAGACGUCGUGCUUGUCAACAACAAGGUGUUUGGCGAAACGCUGAACAACCUGUUGCUGCAAAAGUUUCUAGACUUGAAGCAGGGCUGUAAGGUUGUUAGCUUGGAGAGCUUUGGCGGCGGCGCAAAGCAGGGCGUGCGCAACGAACAAAGCAUUGCCGGCCUCUUUGAUGAGGAACGCUAUGAGUCCGGUACUAACAGCGUGAGUUGGGCAGGAGAGAGCGUCGAGUAUUUUAUUGCGACAAAGGCGCGUUGA